AUGGUGAUGAAGGAUGUAAAAGACAGAUAUACCAGGGGACGGGCAAAUAGUGAGUAUAUCGAUAUGAAUGAUGAAGUCAAGACUACUAAGACAAGACAAGACAAGACAAAGUACUGCUUAUUCUUCUGUACUGCUUCGAUACUGCCUGUCAACCACGUGACUCCGCGAGACAUGUCAACGCGAAAAGACAGGGAUCAUUUAAUUGGCUACGUCAAACCCGCUGCGAUGAUGGCGACUUCUUUCGUUUUUGGAGGGGGGUCUCCAUGCUUUGAUAAUCAUGAACUACUAAAGAAACGAAACGAGCGGCGGUUUUCGGAGAUUUAUUAA
Molecule: messenger RNA, 327 nt
Organism: Fusarium graminearum PH-1
Lineage: Eukaryota; Fungi; Ascomycota; Sordariomycetes; Hypocreales; Nectriaceae
Exons: 2
Coding region: 1-327 (108 amino acids)
Source: RefSeq, a predicted model, not a curated record